UUGCAACGGAACUUGGCGCGUCCUUCUGGCCGGCCCAAGGCAAUAGCCAGAGAACUUUGUUCAUUUCACUUCAAAUGAUCUUCGACCGUCGCUAUGUCGUCGAAUUUAAAUUCGUUUGUGUUGGAUCAGCCUUCUUUCUUACAAACACGUGAUCCAAGUAUUAAUGGCUGGGACCAACGAGUACGUUUUGUGGCACCUGUGCGAAAACAACUAUUCAAUGGAGUGCUCGAAGAGGAGGAAUUGGAAUUGGAAGAAAGCAAAUCUGAGAAGACUAAUUUCAACACCUAUCUUCGAUUGAAACCAAGCUCCGUCCCCGCAGACCAGGCAACGUUCUCUGUCCUUAAUGAUACAACCGUUGUCACAAAUCCUCCGAAAGAGUCUGCAACCUUCAAGAAUAAAAUUUCAGGGAGAGUGCUUCAUCAGUACACUUUCACUAAAGUGUUAGGCCCUAAUACAACACAGAAAGAGCUUUUUGACGAAUGUGUGUCAUACCAGAUCAAAGAUUUUAUUCUUGGCAGAAACUGUCUCAUGUUUGCUUAUGGAACAACAAAUGCUGGAAAAACUCAUACCAUCCAAGGUAAUGGAUCAAGUCCAGGCGUUAUUCCAAGAUCCCUGGAUUUAUUGUUCAAGAGUAUUCGAGGUCAAGUAUCAAGCGUAGGGCGCUACAAACCAGAUAAAGUUGAAGGCAUUGUUCAACUUGAUUCUACUACCAUUGCUCUUGAACUAGAAUAUAAAAACCGUAUUCUUCAGUGGAAUUGGGAUAAGCCUCUAGAACCAAUCAAGUCUGGAGUUACAACCUCGUCUUGUGAUAUAAGUGGAGGGAGUGAAUCAGAUUUCAUUUCAAAUACCUUUAGAGAAAUGCAAAAAACCCUUUCCAAUGACUCCCCGAUUGAUAUGUCUACUGAGGGGGAUGUUGUUUAUGGUGUUUGGGUAUCAUUUGCUGAAGUGUACAAUGAAUGCAUAUACGAUCUCCUUGACCCAAUUGUGAUUCGCAACCGUAAGCGAGUUCCACUUAAAAUGUCCCAAGAUGGAGAUGGCAAUACAUUUAUUAGAGACCUUAAAAUGGUUCAUGUUUCUUCUGGAGACGAAGCCUUUCAUGUGAUGUUGUAUGGAAAAGCAAACCUUCAGGUAGCUGCCACUAAUAAAAAUAUGCUCUCCAGUCGUUCACACUGUAUAUUUAGCAUUAAACUUGUACGGUAUGCUAAUUCUGAUGACCCGACGUGGGCAGUAGUAAGCUCGUUCACCUUUUGUGAUUUAGCUGGGGCCGAAAGGGCUAAAAAAACAUUGAAUGCUGGAGACAGGUUAAAGGAAUCCAAUAACAUAAAUUCCUCUCUCCAUGUGCUUGGCAGAUGCUUAACUACCAUCAAAGAGAACCAAAGGAAGAAAGAAAGAAAACCAGUUCCAUACAGGGAUUCAAAACUAACCAGAAUAUUCCAGAGAGCUCUUACUGGCCAUGAAAGAAUCACUAUGGUUGUGAAUGUGAAUACAGCCCCUAUUCUUUUUGAUGAGACUGUAAAUGUUCUCAAGUUUUCUGCAAUCGCCAAACAAAUUGUUUUGGAAACCCCUAUUAAAAAGUCAAAACCUGUGGCCAAGAAAAGUCGUUUCUCCCUAAUGGUUACCAGGCCUAACCAUCAUGGCACUAUUUGCUGGGAUGCCCCGCUAAAUGAUCGUGACAAGAGUACAGACUCGCAGCAUUCUGAUGUUAAUAUCCAGAAAUAUAAUGCUCAAAAUGAGGAGCUGUUGAUCCUUGUAGAGAAGCUAAAACAGCAGUUGGUUCAGGAAAAAGAAAAGAAUCUAACUCUGGAGAGAAACAUAAGACAAACUAUGACGCAGUCUUUUUCCAAAAUGAUAACAGACAUGGAAAAUUCUUACAAAAAUAGAUUGCGAGAUGCAGAGGAACGUAGCGAGAAUCUCGCGAAUUGGAGGAUAACUGUAGUUGAAAAUUUCUACAAACAGCAGUUGGAAGGAUCCCGUAAACGUCGUCGAGAUUCGAAUGCUGAUGAAAGUAUUGUAGAGUGUGAUAGUUCUGAACCAACUCAUCGUGUACAAGAGCUAGAGGAAGAAGUUAAUUUAUGGGAAAAUAAGUACAGUGCUGUUCACGAACUAUUAAAAGAAGCUCAAGAAAUACAAGCCUCACUUACAACUGAAAACUCCACUCUGAAAUUCGAAUUAUCAAACAUCAAAGGAGAAUUGGAACAAUGUCAACGUCAGCUGUUGGCUUCAGAAAUACAAGAUGAUGGGUGCAAAGAUUCUCUUUCCACGGAGCUUUCUAGACAACUAAAGAAUGAAAAGGAAACAGUUUCCAACCUAAAGAGGAAAAACGAGAAUUUUGUAGAGCUUUUGGAGGAAGCCAAAAACGAUUUUAAAAUGAUGAACAAGGACUGUGAGGAAGCAAAUACUAAGGCUGAGGAGCUUCAAAAAGAAUUAGUAGAAAAAUAUGAUGAGGUGGCUGAACUUACCCAUGACUUGGAGGAAACUCAGCUGUUGCUGCUUCAAAAAUCAAGAUUGUAUGAGAAACUUGAAGCGCAACAUGAAUCUCUUCUAAAGAUCCAUGAAAAUUGUGAGAAAACAUUGAAAGGAACUACUUUAUCUUCUGAGGAUCAUGAAGAAACACAACGUGCCGUCGAGGAGCUACAAGGAUUACAACUUAAGCUAAAAUCACUCUCAGUCUCUGAUGAUCUUGUGGACAAUACUGGUUGUGAAGGCUCGAAGGCACUUCUUACCAUUACCCACUCGCUCUCUGGAUCUGUAAAGUCAAAGCUUGAAGAAAAUGAUGUUCUCAUCAAAAGAGUCAAAGAGUUAGAGGAACUCCUUCAAGAGUUGAAUCAAACAAUCUCAAAUAAGGAAGAGAAAAUUGAUGCCCUUGUGACUCAAAUAAGUUCUUUGGAAUCUGAUGUAAGUCGCCUGAAUAAUGUGCUCAAAGAACUGGAAAGUGUAAAAGAUGAGAAAAAUCAGUUGCAAGAUGAGACCAAAUCCCUCCAGAAAGAUCUGAAGGCUACACUGCAGAAAAACAUGAAAAUGCAGGAGAAGUUGGUGGAAACUCAAUCAGAACUUGAAAACAGCCAAAGUAGUUCAAAUCGUCUAGAACAGGAACUGAAAUCUCUCCUUCAAAAGUCAAAUUCUCAGUUGAACAUUAGUGUAUCAUCUCAGAUAGAAAUAGAGACAUUAGGCUCUAAAGUUAAAACCUAUGAAGAAACCAUGAAACUUCUUAAGGAUUGGAAGGAAGGUGCAGAUACUGAAAUUGACCAAUUGAAGAAAGAAUUGAAAGAAUCAAGAGAAGAAAAUCAAAGGUUCACAGAGACACUGCAAGUCAAGGAGGCAGAAAUUGAGAAAAUUAUGAACCACAGAACAGAACUUAUAAACCGAUAUGAUCUUGCCACUAACAAAGUCCAGGAAGAACUCGAUAGGGAGAAACGAGAAGUAAUUAGAUUACGUGAUGCUUUAUAUAAGAGUACUCCAACUCCUAAAAAGAAUGAUAGUGCUGAAAUACGUCGUUUGAAAGACCUCGUGGAAACUCUUCAAGCUGAGCUGUCCCACCGGAAAAAUGAUGAUCAGCAAUCUGCUAAGAAGAUUUCCAGAAGUGCAAGGAAAACAUCUAAACAAGAAUGCAGUAACAGUGAAGAGUCUAUUGACAGUCUUAAAGAAAAUGUGGAAUUCACAGCUCCACCAUCUGCAUCCAAGUCAAAAAGAACUACACAUGCUGAUACUAAAUGUGUCACGAGUUCCAAUAAUGAAUUAAAACUUGCCGAAGAGUUAGCAUCUUCUGUUGAACAGCCUGUUCCAGAAAGCAAACCACAGAGAAGAGCGCGCAGACUUUUUAGCAGACAGCAAACUUCAUCCUUUGACAGUGAAGUAGAGCUAGAGGAUGGAUAUCUACCAGCAACAAAACCGGAGAGUUUAAUGAAAAGAUCUUUACGUAAUCGCAAGGAUUAGAGCAUUUUGUGAUAGUGUACGAAACUUGUAUUAGUUUUAUUUUUACUCGAUUUUAGUUUUAAAAAGCUCUUGUUAUCCCUGUUCUAUCAGUGUGUAAUGUGUGUAAUUUUAUAAAACUUUUUAUUAUCAUUUUAAUUUUUCUCAAAUUUAUUGAUUCCCCUCUACCUUCCCUACAAAUUUCAAAGCAUAUUUACAUGCUUCAACAUGUGGUACAAAAGUAACAGUAGGAUCGCAUUGCUAAAUAUUUAAAACACGCAAUGGAGUAUCCUGCCCCUUCACACUGCUUACAAUUCCGUAUCGCGAAUAGAAACACGAUCGAGGAGUACUUGGAAAAAGCUCAAGGUGGUGACUUAGAGGCGACUGAAUGCUUGAGAAAAGAUUUCCCGCCAUAAUUGUAGCACCGCCUUGUGUCGACAACUGCCUCCUCUCUCCUCACAAACAGCGAAGGCGCAGGCGCAAGUGACUUCUGCUUCUGAUAAAAAUUUGAACUGAAUUGCAUUAGAAUAUUCGGCUACACGUUUCAUGUAUUUAGACAUUUAAUCUUGCUUCUACCAGGAAAUGGAAACCCUGAAGAGAUCUAAAAGAAAAAGGGCACCAAAGCAAUCCCUCACUGAUGACUUCGACUACGAUGCUCCUAAAACAGUAAAGAAACUGAAGCGGAAGAAACAACCGCAAUGCACCUCAGAAAAUCUUAGUGGACUUUAUCAAUGUGAUCAUUGCCCACUGUCUUUUCAAAAUGAAGAACUCCUUUUUAAACAUGAAGAAGUGCAUUUUGAGACUGAGCAUGUAAAUGUGUGUGGGGAUUGUGGACUUGUGUUUGCUUCCAAAAUGUCCUUGCAUGCCCACAAACGUGUGAAACACAAGGAAAAGUUGAGCUCGAAGGGUCCACGUUUCAAAUGUCAAGUGUGUGAUAAAAUGUUCCUCCAUAAGUCAGGCCUACGAACUCACUUGACUAUUCAUACUGGGGAGAAGCCAUUCAAGUGUGAUGUAUGUGGACUCGAAUUCAGACUUAAUAGUAGUUUACAACGUCACAUGUGCAAAGAGCACUUUAGUUAUAAGCCCUUUAAGUGUGACCAGUGCGGAAAAGAUUUUAGUCAUAACAGUGACUUAAUGCAUCAUGUGCGGUCAGUGCAUGCCAAAGAGCGCCUCUUUGUCUGCCAAAUAUGUCAUGAAAAAUUUACUACUAAUGUUGUUCUAAUGAGGCACAUAAAUAUUCAUUUUGAGUUAAAAUUAAAUGAAUGUAAAGUAUGUGGAGCUAAGUUCUCUCACAGUGGAUCAUUAUAUAAUCACAUGAAAGUUCAUAGUGAAGAAAGAGCAUAUCAGUGCCCAACUUGUGGAAAAAGCUACAAACUGAAAUCUCACUUAAAAAAUCACAGCUGUAAAGUGAAUUCCAGGCAUCCUAGAAAAGAUACGUCAUUAGGAAGCUCAAGUAAAAAAGGUUCAAUUGAUGUUAAUGAUGUGGAGUCAGAGAAGUCACCCAAAAUAGGGGCUCAUCAUGAAUCAGUAUUUAGGCAAGAAUUUAAAUUGCAAGUCAGAUACCCAUGAGCGAUAUGUAUUCUGCUGUGACAUGUGUAUUAGUGCAUCUAUUAUCUGAUAUAAAUGUUCAUUUCAUGUUCCCUGUAA
This is a messenger RNA of Frankliniella occidentalis (western flower thrips), 5556 nucleotides long. Its product is annotated as kinesin-like protein KIF20A. Gene Ontology annotation, molecular function: microtubule binding; ATP binding; plus-end-directed microtubule motor activity. Lineage: Eukaryota; Metazoa; Arthropoda; Insecta; Thysanoptera; Thripidae. Gene Ontology annotation, biological process: microtubule-based movement. The transcript is spliced from 28 exons. Bases 94 to 3933 code for a protein of 1279 amino acids. The record is from RefSeq and is a predicted model, not a curated record.